AUGACCAGUCAAACGACAUGGACUCUAGAAAAGCUGCUCACACAGAGCAAGCCCACCAUCGUGUGCAGAACUACGGCCGACAAACCCACUAAAAGCCCGAAAUGGCCAAGACUCGGCGAUAGAAUCAAGAGAUGGGAAACUUUCAACAUAGAAACACUGAAGGAGAAGUAUGGUGACUUGUUGAAGGCGUCACUUCCGGCGAACUUCACCAUCCCCCAAGCCAGCGAACAACUCUCCAACAUAUCCAUCAACCAGGAGGAUGAUAUCAACACAAUCAUUGGCUGGAACGUUGCCGUUCUCGAGCCUGCUCUAGAGCUCGGCCGGUCUAGGUUGGGGCUGGCCCCAGGCCUGCACCUGGAACAUGUCCAUGAGAACCCUCGGAUUCCGAAUGCGCAUGCACAAACAAAGGUCAAUCAUCUGAUUAACCUCAUCGGCUCCCCAUCUCGAAUACUCGUGGUAGGUCUUGGGACCACAAGCCUAAAGUUCCAAGGGGGAGCGCUUGCGAAAGCGAUCGAACAGAGCACGACGUCGGGGGCCUCGAAGCACCAAAACCCGGUGAUGCAGCUCGCGCACGCCUGCAGGCUAGCCAACACCCGCUACGGGUAUAUACAAACGAACAACGAAGUAGUAGCAUGCCGUUUCAGCUGUGCAGAGGGGGUGUGGGCAGCAGAGGUCAUGGAGAUACCCAUGGUCCUCUCCGGAAGCGGGGUGAUGACCACGGAGCUGGCCGUCUGGUGGAUGGCCAUGAUGGCCAUGCCACGCAGCGAAGACUCCGUCAUCUUGCUCCAAAAGGAGGCGCCACGGCGGGAUGAAUCGGUCUCUGCAGGAGACAAUGUGCCCAACAACGACCAACAGCCGAGUGUCGCCCAUCCAGAGGUCAACUUGAGCUGCUUCGGGGGCACCUACGAUCCAAACUCAGAGUUUGCAAACGGCAUGUAUCUUGGUGAUCCCUUGAACUCGCAGCAGGUGGAGUUUGAUGAGUCUCAAGGUGAUUCGUCUUACAAUCCUCAUCAAAGUGAGCAGUAA
Clonostachys byssicola is the source of this 1026-nucleotide messenger RNA. The record is from the annotation of a GenBank genome assembly. Lineage: Eukaryota; Fungi; Ascomycota; Sordariomycetes; Hypocreales; Bionectriaceae.